This is a messenger RNA of Ostreobium quekettii, 1932 nucleotides long. Lineage: Eukaryota; Viridiplantae; Chlorophyta; Ulvophyceae; Bryopsidales; Ostreobiaceae. The record is from the annotation of a GenBank genome assembly.
AUGCUGACCGGACGCAUCGCGUUCAAGCUCCAGCAGUGCAUCAGACCAGCUGCCGACCGCGGCUGGCGGCCAUUUGGUGGCAUCGGCUGGGAUGGCCCCGUCCCGGGGUCGCUGCAGGGUAUCUUGACGCUCGGUGCGUUGACGUAUCCAGUCAUCUUCGGGGGAUCUCCUGUUGAUGGCUUCCGUGUGGAUAAUCGAAGGGCUUGCCCCAACGCACAUGACUUUCAUCAGACCAGGCAAAGUGGUGUGCAGACCAAGAAGCGGGGGGUCGUUAAGCAGCACAACUAUGUGAUCCAGAGGGAGUGCUCCAAGCUUCUCAGAAAGUUCAAAUAUGUCCCCCCAGCCUCUGACAUGGCCAAGAACAUCGUUCGUGAGACACUUGACUACUAUCACAAUAUGCUGCGUGUGGAGAGCAAUCUGUCCCCAAGGAAUGGUGCAGCUAUGCUUGUCCGUGUUGCUAAAUUUGCACAAAGCAGCUCUCUGCAUGACUACAUCAUCGAGACACAGCAGCCCUUUCUGGGUGGAGUAUGCAAGAUGACAAAUGGACGGCUAUUUGCUUUGAGACCUCAGGAAGUGUCCAAUGUUGUGUGGGCUUUGGGUGAGCUUGGACCAGGCAUCCUUGACGUUCGCAUGGGCUCAGGCACAAUUCGGAAUCUGUAUGACAAGGCCAUGCGCCAAGCCAGCGACUGGAAGGUGCUUGAAAAAGUACGCUGUGCAGACCUGGCGUUGCUGGUGAUCGGCAUUGCAAAAUUGGAGGUGGAAGACAUCGAUUGGGCGAUGGAGGAGAUAACAGCCACGAUCAUUCGCAAACUGGUGAAGUUCAAGGACCCGGACCUUCCAGGCCUGCUUGGGGGACUGGCGUACAUGGGGUGGAGGGACACGAAGGUGCUGCUGCCCGCGAUCGCCGUGGAAUGCAAGAAACGUGUCGGCAGGUUUCAGAGCCAGGACCUUGCCAAGUUGCUGUGGGCCUUCGCAGUUCUUGAAUUUCGUGACAUCCAGCACCUGCUUUGGAUCACGACAACGCAGACGUUGCCACACCUGAGGGAGGUCCAGCCACAGGAGAUCGUCAAGAUCGUGUGGGCGUACGACCAUCUGCAUUACUACCCUGGGGAGUCGUGCCUGGCCAAAAUGUCCAGGCUGAUGGCGCCCAAUGUGAAGAAACUCGUGGCCUCCGACAUCGCCCACACUCUUCAAGCCUUCGCCAACAUGGGCCUCGAGGAGAAGAUGGUGGUGGAUAGCGUCUGCGACUGCAUCAUCAGGAACCAAAUCGAAGGAGGUCUGUCGACAAGGGACGCCGCUGUCUUGGGAUGGUCCCUUGCUGUAUUGGACGCUCUAGACAAACGGGUGUUUGUCUCCCUGCGGAAGCCUCUGGCUGAAUUCGACCCUGAAACCCUCCCUGAAAAGCACAAGGUGGAUGUUUACCGCUUCUGCCUGCACCUCCAGGUGUUCAGGCCACAACUGGCGGACAUGGUUUCCACAGAUUCCAUGGCAGCCUGCCAGGGCGCUUGGAUCGAGCAGGUGUCGGAAUGGGAACCGCCUGGACUAGCCUCAGAGGUGGGCCCCAUCAUGGAGGUGCUUGGCUUUUCAUGGAUGGAAAAGGAAACUAUCGGGGAUGGGCUGAUGGCUGUGUCAAGCGCACGGCGAGGGGACCUGACCCUGGCGGUGGAGAUUGUCACGCCUCCGAACUGCUACGUCACGUACAUGCCAUCUGAGAAGCCGCACACAGCAGGAAGCUUCCUUUGGCGUGAGAGGCUGCUGAUGGCGCUGGGUUGGCGGGUGCUGAGGGUUGACGGCGGUGCCUGGGAAGACAUGGCGAAUGACCAGGAGAGAGAGGCGUACCUAAAGGAGCGGAUUCAACCGCUUGUGGGAUUGACUGUUGAGGGUGGUGUAGAUGGCCAAGACACGCUCUUGGACCAACCCGAGGCUGCUUGA